AUUCUGGCAGGUCUGACAGGAAAGUGAAAAAAACAUGGAAGCCAUUGUUACAAGUGCAGACGAGCUGUGAAAAACUGCCCCAAAAUGGCGAAAUACAAGAAGGACCAUUGUUAAAUUAGCAAGGAAACACUAGUCGACCACACGCCGCAAUUGAAAGUGACAAAAAGCAACGGUUUUGGAGUGUCGACGGCAGUGAAAAGAGCUUUUCUGUUUGGAGUAACCCAGCAGUACACUGUUAGUAGAGUGGUGGUCGAUAUUGUUCUACUCCCAGAGGAUAAUUUUUCUGGAUGUGGGCCAGGAAAAUACUUUGGAACGAAUGCAAACCGGAUCAGUUAGUUCGUAGGAUAAUCCGCUAGGAACUAGUUUAGCCGUCGUUGGGAAACAUGUACAUAAGAAAUCGUUUAGGCUUUAUCGCGUUUUCUGUUCUGUUAAUAUUGGCUGUUUCGGUGACGCGCAGUGCAGAUGAACCAGCAGCAACAAUCAAGUAUAGCAUUAUCCAAGGAUGGGCGGCGAAAAUCGGCGGAGAAUUAGCAAUCUUAGGCGAUUUCAUAACUAGAAGAAUGAAGGUUGAAGAUAGUUUUAAGCAAGCCCAAGUAGUUAGCAAAAAUGGACAGAAAAUUGUGGAGGAAAUGGCCAAAGAUCUUAAGUACAUGAUGGAUGCGAAAGUUAGUGCUGUGAAGCGCAUCAUGGACACCGCUGAAAACACGGCCAUCUCCUUCGGUGAGGACAAGGUGAAUCAGAGUUUUCAGUACUACAAUGCAAAGGAGAUGAUAGAACCGGGUGAAAUUAUCACCACACCGAUCCCUAUGAUAGAUGAAGAUCCAGCCGACAUCACCACUCCCAUUCCACCGAAGGAGAUCGUACUGACCAAGAAGAAACAUUUCUUCAACGAAGCGGUCAAUACUUCAGUCAGCUCCGUGCACGUGCCCACCAAUGUGUACGACAGAGCCGAUGAGGUAAUCAAAGCGAUCAAGUGGUCCGAAGCGUUGGACUCGAUCUUCUACAACAACUACAUUGGAGAUCCAACCCUCACGUGGCAAUACUUCUGCAGCUCAGAGGGCUUUCUGCGGCAAUUUCCGGCGACAAAGUGGGAGGAAGAUCCAGUCGAUCUGUACGACUGUCGGCUGCGUUCGUGGUAUAUAGAGGCGGCCAACAGUCCGAAAGAUGUCAUUAUCCUAGUAGACAGCUCCGGUUCCAUGACCGGCCAGAGGAAAGAUAUCGCUAAACAUGUGGUGUCCAACAUCUUGGACACUUUGGGCCCGAACGAUUACGUGAACAUUUUCACGUUCUCCGAAGAAGUGACCGAAGUUGUUGGAUGCUUCCGCGAAACCCUGGUCCAAGCAAACAUGGGUAAUAUCCGAGAGCUGAAGCUAGGAAUGGAUAACAUCGAGACGACUGAGAUCGCAAACGUGUCGGCUGCGUUAACCAGGGCUUUCGAGCUGCUGGAAACGUUCCGGGAGAGUCGUAAUGGGGCUCGCUGCAACCAGGCCAUCAUGCUGGUGUCAGACGGUGUGCCAUACAGCUUUGACGAAAUUUUUGAACAAUUCAACUGGAAAGAGCUUCCGUUCAUUCCGGUACGAAUAUUCACCUAUCUGAUCGGUCGUGAGGUGGCCGACGUCAAAGAGAUCAAAGAGAUGGCGUGCAAAAACCAGGGCUAUUACGUACAUCUCAGUACACUAGCCGAGGUACGGGAAGAAGUUCUAAACUACAUACCGGUAAUAGCGAGGCCAUUGGUGCUGAAUAAACGCGAGCACCCAGUGGUGUGGUCGGAAGUGUACGCUGAUGUAGAGGAUCCAAAAAUGACGGAUUGGCUGUGGGAAAUCAAGGAGCGAGCCGAGCAGAAAGAGCGAUUCAUAGAUUAUCGGAAAAAUCGUGUAAUAUUCUUCUCCCCGGAAGAACAGCAUCGACGAAUGAUAAUGAAGCAGCGAAUGAAUCAAGAUCCAUAUUCUAACAACCAAAAAUACAACUUUAUGACGACAGUUUCGAUGCCUGUUUUCGACCGUCGAGAAAACGCUAACAUCACCGAAGACAUCCUUGUCAAUGAGGCGUACUGGGUUACGAUUACACGUGAGACCAAAGUGGCAAACCUUCUCGGAGUGGCGGGAGCCGAUGUACCUAUUGCGGAGAUCAAAAAGUAUCUCAAGCCUCAUUUGCUCGGAGUCAACGGAUACGCCUUUAUCGUUACGAAUAACGGCUUUAUUCUAACGCAUCCCGAUUUCCGUCCAGUUUUCCAAGAUAUUUUGAAACCAGCCUACAAUACGGUCGAUAUGAUAGAGGUAGAGUUGACCGAUGACGACCGUGGACCACGAGACUUUAAUCCUGCCUUAUUGCAUAUACGUGAAUCUAUAAUAAAUCAGUCUACCGGAGCUAAAUGGGUCCACGUGAAGUAUCAUUUCGAUGAAAUGAAACGCGUUUCACGCACACGGCGCCAGUACUACUGGACGCCUAUUAAAAAUACACCAUUUACGCUGGUGGUGACCUAUCCGGAAACACACGGAGUCAAUCGUCUCCAAAUACGAACGGAGGACGAAAUCCACCGUAUUCAUGCAAAAGGCAAUAAUGUCGUCAAUUUCUUCGGUGGCAUCAACUGGAAGAUUCAUCCGGAUUGGGUCUAUUGCAAAUAUCUAAACGAACACGCGAACGAAUCAUUUGCCACUCCGGAACUGGAGCUCAAGCAUUUCCUAGAGCGCAUGAAACAGGGCGGUUGGAAAUGGCCGGCCCUUCGCACUCCGCCACCCCCGGAGCAUGCGAUGUUCUCUAACAUUUCAACCAGAAUACAUGAAAAGGACUACUAUUACUGUGAUCGAAAUUUAAUGCAAGCUCUGGUGUACGACGCAAAAGUGACGGAAUGGUUCUCCGCGAAUGCUAGUAGCAGUGGAGGCGGCAACAAGGAUGAGAAGGAUGGUCCAAGCCCAAUUGCCGUUCUGAUGGGCCUGUUGCCAAGGAAUGAAUUGAGGCAACGUUACGGAAUCACCGUUUCGUUUCUGGCUACACAUAGUGGACUCACCAGGUGGCAGGACCAUAUGAACGAGCCCAAACAGUCGGAGCCUGACUUUAGUGAAACUAACAACCGAGCGAUUGACGAAAUUUGGUAUAAGCGGGCAGUCGAGUUGUACUACAACAACAAAAAUAGGAAAAGUUCAGAUGGAAAUGAGAAAGACGACGCGUACAAAAGCAGUUACGUGUACUCUGUGCCGUUCGACGCGGGAAACCGAAACGAUACUCUGGUGACAGCAAGCAAUGCUAUCUUCCACACAGACGGCGGCAAGGAAACUCCGGUGGCCGUGGUUGGUUUCCAGUUCCAUCACUCGGCCAUGUAUACCCUGUUCAAAACUACUACCAGCCAGUGUCUGCACAGUGACCAUCAAUGUGAAAAGACAUGCUUCACGGGGGACUUCCAGUGUUACGUAAUCGAUAACAACGGAUUCGUUGUGAUCAGUGAACAGUUGCAGGAGACGGGAGCCUUCUUCGGGGAGGUAAAGCCGGCCUUCAUGCAGCGGUUGAUCGACGAUGGGGUCUUCAAAAAUGUCACCAUCUACGAUUAUCAGGCGGUGUGUUUCGUGGCGAAACACAUCUUCAACAUGGCCAGCAUAAUACAGACGCCACUCAAACUGAUAUGGUGGUUUCUGACAAACGCAGUGUCGUAUGUUAUUUGGGUUAUAUUUCAGAUAUUCCUCACAAUUGUGCAAGCCUAUGAUGAAGUUAUAUACGACAGCAGCGCGUACGAUGUUGUUGCUGAAAUGGGCGACCUUGAGGAUCCGACGGCCGGGCGCUACAAGGAGCCAGAGUUCAACAAAGUGCUAAUAAACCGAACACGGCCUGAACCGUGUGACCAUGUCAUUACUCUAUACGAGUUGAACAAUGACAUCGACCCAGCGGUGUACCGAAAGGAUGCUCAUCAGUGUGAGCGACCGUACGUCGUAGUGCCAAUCCCCUCCAGUAAUCUUAUACUGCUAGUACUGGACACACUAUGUCCGCUGCCAAGCCACGUGCCCCAGCUUACAACGUGGCCAGUCGAGCACGACUACAAUGACACAUUGGCAUGCCAUAAGGCACGUAAUGCGGAGCUUCCUCGGAGGCGUCCUCUCACCUGUAUCAACAAGCAUGCAAAUGAAAGUGUGAUAGAACUCUGUGGGCGAGGAACUGUAAUCGGUUCUAAUCUGGUACUCUUGACAGCUGUUGUGCUGCUGGGAGAACUCUACUUCAUUCGCGAUUAAGAAUCUGUACAGAUAGUAAUGACUAGCACAGACCAACGGAUCGUCAGCCAAUAGUCUUCAACUCGAACUCUCUAAUAUAAGCGCAUAGCGCCACAAUUGCUAUUGCGGAAUGAUUCCACUAUCAACGCGUUCUAAAUUUCAUGGCGAAAGUUUCUUCAAGCUAUAACUUAAAAAGACGGCUGUUACAUCUGUUUCUCUGUACUGGUGCAACACACAAAAUAACGAAAAACAUAAAAGAAAUCCUUCAACUUAUACUAGUACCUACGUUUUGUACCACUUGUGAGCAGUGAACGGAAACGACGAACGACAGUAUCGAUAGAACUGAAUGCGAAGGCUUGAUUCGUCAUAAUUUUAUAUUGACAUACUCAAAAUUCAUUCAAAAUUUGCUAGUAAAAACUCCGCUUAUGAUUGAUAUACAUUCCCUACAUUCACAAACCUUGCUCAACGCAAAUAUUCAAAAAGACAUUAUAUAAAACAUGCUUUCCUAACCUCUGCUAGGAACCUAACCAGAAUUUUCAAAGCUAGUUUCAAUUCUGCAUCUGAAAGUUUCGUAAAUAUAUUAAACACAAAACACGAAUUGAAAACCAACAUAUUCAGUACAAUGACCACCACGAGAAUAUUCAAAUCAGAUUUAGGAAAAAUUUUGUUAUUUAUUGCCAAAAGAUUUUAUUAACACAUCUAUUACAAAUUAUAACACUAUAAUAGAGCAUAGAAUGUUUCCAAUAUACGAACGUUUUGUUACAGCUCCCUGUAUAAACGCAAUCCGGUGUAGUUGAACAUCAACCGCCAGAAGAGAGAAUCUAAUUAAAACAGAUUCCAGUUCUAUUGUAUGUUCCGUUGUUACACUACUGUUAUAUUUAUGGUUCGAAUAUACGUUGAGACAAAUUUCAAACUACCUAUAGGCUGUACCCAUGAUGCACAACUGUUCAAUUUUCUCUUUUUAGUACUUUAUAUUGUUGCAGUUACUGCUUUCGAAGCUGAAUAUUAGAUUUUUAACGUAGAAACAAAUUCCAGCCAGCAAAACAGUUUUGUUGAAUAAUGGCUAAUCCAACUGAUGAGUUCAUUAUUCGACAAAAUUGCUUGCUUGUUUAAUUAACAUACGCGAUGAUAUUCUUCUGUUAUAUAGCUUACAAACCUCGGGAUGAAGUUCGCAGACAAACCACGUGAAAAAAUUUAAAAAAAAACAUAAUCGUAUGUAAUUGCUGAAUGAUUUCUCUUCUAUCAUAUAAUUUUUGACAGAUCGAUACACGCGCCAGCAUAAUUAGAAAGGAAAGUUAAAUCAAGAAACUCAAUACAAAACCCGGAUAGCUUUGUUACUUAAAGCCAUUUUGCAAAUAAUAUAAAUAGUAAACAUUAUGUAACAAUAUUAGAUAAAAAAAAUCAGUCGCAAACUAAUUUAUAAAGUCUCUAAAAUUGUCGGGUAAACUGAAGCAAAACGGUGCGUUCUAAAGAGACGAAAAAAAAAAACAAAUAAUAAAACUACAACAAAUGAACUUUUCAUUGAAUUUUUGGUAAUAAAAAUCUGUGAUAAAAUGAAGAAAAGAUGA
Messenger RNA from Wyeomyia smithii (pitcher-plant mosquito), 5764 nucleotides. It is a transcript of the gene stj, whose product is annotated as voltage-dependent calcium channel subunit alpha-2/delta-3. Gene Ontology annotation, molecular function: voltage-gated calcium channel activity. Lineage: Eukaryota; Metazoa; Arthropoda; Insecta; Diptera; Culicidae. The record is from RefSeq and is a predicted model, not a curated record. Gene Ontology annotation, cellular component: voltage-gated calcium channel complex. Bases 384 to 4217 code for a protein of 1277 amino acids. The transcript is spliced from 23 exons.